AACCGGAAGCACGCGUCGAUGACGUCGUAACGUGGAAAACAAAAACAAAUCGUGGUGUUGCGACAUCUGUGUUGUUGUGUUUCGCGGUGUUUGUCCUGUUUUCUGCGUUUUAAAGCCUCCACAUCGUCUCCAGUCUGCGUGUUCAUGUCAUGUUUGUCUCUGUCCUCCGGCUCAGGUUGUCCUUCGGGUCCGGCUGCAGCUGUAGUUUACCGGUAACAGCUCGGUGACGGUGACGGUAGUUUGAGCAGCCAUGGCUCAGCAGAGAGGAGUCAACAGCCUGCAGUUCAACCAGGACCAGAGCUGUUUCUGCUGUGCGAUGGAGACGGGGGUCAGGAUUUACAACGUGGAGCCCCUGAUGGAGAAGGGUCACCUGGAUCAUGAGCAGGUAGGCAGCGUGGCUCAGUGCUCCAUGCUGCAUCGAUCCAACCUGCUGGCCGUCGUCGGAGGAGGCGUCAAUCCCAAAUUCUCAGAAAUAUCUGUGCUGAUCUGGGACGAUGCUCGGGAGUCUCGGGACCCCAAAGACAAGCUGGUGCUGGAGUUCACCUUCACCAAACCUGUUCUAGCUGUUCGCAUGAGGCAUGACAAGGUCAUCAUUGUGUUAAAAAACAGGAUCUAUGUUUACAGUUUUCCAGAGAAUCCUGUCAAACUGUUUGAGUUUGACACCAGAGAUAACCCUAAAGGUCUGUGUGAUUUGUGUCCCAGUCUGGAGAAACAGCUGCUGGUCUUUCCAGGUCAUAAAUGCGGAAGCCUGCAGCUGGUCGACUUGUCCAACACUAAACCUGGUACAUCAUCAGCUCCUUUCACCAUCAACGCCCAUCAGAGCGAGAUCGCCUGCGUGGCUCUGAAUCAGCCCGGCAGCGUGGCGGCUUCCGCCUCUCGUAAAGGAACUCUCAUCCGUCUGUUCGACACGACGACCAGAGACAAACUGGUGGAGCUGCGUAGAGGAACCGACCCGGCCACCCUCUACUGCAUCAACUUCAGUCACGACUCCUCCUUCCUUUGCGCCUCCAGCGAUAAAGGAACAGUUCACAUCUUUGCACUCAAAGACACCAAACUGAACCGCCGCUCAGCGUUGGCGCGUGUCGGGAAGGUGGGCCCUGUGAUUGGUCAGUAUGUGGACAGCCAGUGGUCGUUGGCCAGCUUCACCGUGCCUGCUGAGUGUGCCUGUAUCUGCGCUUUCGGAAAGAACACGUCCAAGAACGUCAACUCAGUCAUCGCCAUCUGUGUGGACGGGACCUUCCAUAAGUACGUGUUCACUCCUGACGGAAACUGCAACCGAGAAGCCUUCGACGUGUAUCUGGAUAUAUGUGAUGACGACGACUUCUGAGGCUGCCGCGGAGAGAGAGAGAGAGAAAGCGGUGGAGAAACAUCAUCUGGAAGGACAAAGUCAGACGUAAGAACAAGGAGGAAAUGUGACGACGAUGAUGUUGAAGAAGAAGAAGAAUGAUGAAAACGACUGAUGGGUUAAUGUUUAUUGUUGGUGUUCUGGAGGCAGACGGGCCUGUGUUCAGAGAAUCAGAGAGACACGUUUUAUAAAGUCCUUUGUCUUUGUAAUCAGUUGUAUCUACAGUAUGUAGCAGUGUGAAUAAAAAUAAAGUUUUCUAUUAGCCUA
This is a messenger RNA of Thunnus maccoyii (southern bluefin tuna), 1612 nucleotides long. It is a transcript of the gene wdr45, whose product is annotated as WD repeat domain 45. The record is from RefSeq and is a predicted model, not a curated record. Gene Ontology annotation, molecular function: protein binding; phosphatidylinositol-3,5-bisphosphate binding; phosphatidylinositol-3-phosphate binding. The coding region runs from base 251 to 1327 and encodes 358 amino acids. Gene Ontology annotation, cellular component: extrinsic component of membrane; phagophore assembly site membrane; cytosol. Lineage: Eukaryota; Metazoa; Chordata; Actinopteri; Scombriformes; Scombridae. The transcript has 11 exons. Gene Ontology annotation, biological process: protein lipidation; nucleophagy; autophagy of mitochondrion.